Balearica regulorum gibbericeps (East African grey crowned-crane) is the source of this 866-nucleotide messenger RNA. The record is from RefSeq and is a predicted model, not a curated record. NCBI's taxonomy places the organism in Eukaryota, Metazoa, Chordata, Aves, Gruiformes, Gruidae.
AUGUUUGACUUUAAUUUAGACAAUGGUUACAUAGAAGGGAAGGAGCUGGACAAUUUUUUUCAUCAUCUCGUGGAGAAACUGGGACCAGAAAACACCAUCACAGAAGAAAAAGUUCAGAGGAUGAAGGAGCAAUUCAUGUCUGCCUACAAUGUCACCACAGAUGGACGCUUGCAAAUCCAAGAGCUUGCAAAUAUGAUCCUGCCUGAUGAUGAGAACUUUCUGCUGCUUUUCCGACGGGAAACUCCCUUGGACAACAGCGUGGAAUUCAUGCGGAUCUGGCGCAGUUAUGAUGCUGAUAGCAGUGGAUUUAUUUCAGCUGGUGAGCUCAAAGAUUUCCUGCGAGAUCUCUUUUUGCAGCAUAACAAGAUGGUUGCUGAAGUGAAGCUGGAAGAAUAUACUGAUACCAUGAUGAAAAUAUUUGACAAAAACAAAGAUGGACGGCUGGACCUGAAUGACCUGGCAAGGAUUCUGGCUCUCCAGGAAAAUUUCCUUCUUCAAUUUAAAAUGGAUGCUUCCAGCACAGAGGAAAGGAAGAGAGAUUUUGAGAAGAUCUUUGCACACUAUGACGUUAGCAAAACGGGAGCACUCGAAGGCCCAGAAGUGGAUGGUUUUGUCAAAGAUAUGAUGGAACUGGUCCAGCCCAGCAUUAGUGGGGUGGACCUGGAUAAGUUCCGCCAGAUCCUGCUCAACCACUGUGAUGUGAACAAGGAUGGGAAAAUUCAGAAAUCCGAACUGGCUUUGUGUCUUGGGCUUAAAAUGAACCCGUAGCCGGGAGAGCACUCGUGGUGUGUUUCCCUUGUGAGAUUUGCCUGCUGCUCCUCGUGGAAGUGUGUCCGUGCUGCUGUGUGAGCGGUGGGGAGCAGGGC